Cynoglossus semilaevis (tongue sole) is the source of this 3623-nucleotide messenger RNA. RefSeq names its product sorting nexin 1a (gene snx1a). Gene Ontology annotation, molecular function: phosphatidylinositol binding. Gene Ontology annotation, biological process: early endosome to Golgi transport; intracellular protein transport. Lineage: Eukaryota; Metazoa; Chordata; Actinopteri; Pleuronectiformes; Cynoglossidae. The record is from RefSeq and is a predicted model, not a curated record. Gene Ontology annotation, cellular component: endosome membrane; endosome. The coding region runs from base 63 to 2393 and encodes 776 amino acids. The transcript has 15 exons.
UGUGAGACGCGAGCGGCUUGACGUUACCUCCCCUUGCGUUAAAAAAAGAUUGAAGAUUGAAGAUGGCGACCAGCUCGGAGCGCAGUCCGCCACCUUUUCCCGACUCCGAGGACCAAGAUGUGCUGGACUCGGAGGACGUCGUGGGCCGAGACAGUGAUGAAGAUGAUGGGGACGACCUGUUCGUCAGUGCAAGCAGCCCUCCAGUGACUGAAAUGGACACCACUCCAUCACCGACCAGUCCGCCCAGUGACCUUUUAACAACACCCACAGAAAUCAUAAGUGACCCCCUGUUUGAGCCAGCCGGCAGCCAAACAGAAAAGAAAUCGGUGGCUGAUGUCAUCAGUGAACCUUUGGAUGAUUUUGUCGACUUAACAAACAACAUAAUGAAACCGGCUGCAGAUACAAUCACACCUGAGGCAAAGGACACAGCUUUCUUCUCUAUAGAUGAACCCUCAGAUGACUUUGUUGACAUACUGGGAAGUGAAACUGAAGCUGUACAAGAGGAAGUGGUCGUAAUGGAUGUUACUGCUAAAGCAGCUGCAGAAGAGGAAAGUGAAAUGACAGGAAGUGUUACAGAUCCACCUGGAGAUGAAGACAAUGAAGCAAGUACCGCAACGGUAAUGGACAUCAAUUGUGACACCAAACAAUUGUCUUCAGUAGAUAAAACUGCUGACCCUCUGGUUGACAUCCUAAGUGAUGAUCCACUGACAACGGAAGCCAAAAAAACAGCAACAAUUGAUUUGUUUGACGAUGAGGGAAGUGACCUGUUUGGGGAGCCUCGGCAGACCAAGUCAGGCAAACAACCACAGAAAAGUCUCUUUGGUGAUCCAGACGAGGAUCUGUUUGGGGAGCCGUUGGGCGCCACCUCAAAGAAAAGCAUCAGCAAAGAGCAGAAGGUCACGUCUGACCCAGUUAAAGCCGCUGGAGGUGACGCUUUCAAUACAGCUAAGCCUUUACAAGAACCUGCUGAUAUCUUCAGUGAAGAAUGCGUCAUCACAGCGCCCGCCAAGAGCAACAUCAGCACUGUCAACUCUGGGACCAACGGAAUCCUAACAGAAGAGGAACCGGACAUCUUUGCUGCAGAAGCCACAGUGGAACUUUCCCUCGACAGUCCACGGAAUGAGCGGAAGAAGGAAGCGGCAGCUAAACCGUCUGUUUCCACCCCCUCACUGUCAGUCGCUGCCAGCAUGGCCAAAAAACAGCCUGCUGCCCUUGAGGAGCUGGAGGAAGAGGAGGAAGAAGAAGAUAAAUUUGAUGUCCUUGUCUCUGUCAAAGAUCCAGAAAAAAUAGGUGAUGGAAUGAAUGCUUACAUGGCCUACAAAGUUUCCACUGAGACCACACUGCCAAUGUUCCGCAGCAAAACCUUCACAGUGAGGCGGCGCUACAGCGACUUCCUCGGCCUCUACGAGAAGCUCUCUGAAAAACAUGGACCAAAUGGAUACAUUGUGCCCCCACCUCCAGAGAAAAGCCUCCGGGGUAUGACAAAGGUCAAGGUCGGGAAGGAAGAUUCCUCAUCUACAGACUUUGUUGAGAGAAGGAGGGGCGCCCUGGAGAGGUAUAUCCAGAGGAUAGUCAGCCACCCAUCGCUUCUCCAAGACCCAGAUGUUAGAGAGUUUCUGGAGAGAGAAGAACUGCCCAGAGCAGUGAGCACUCAGGCUCUGAGCAGUGCUGGAUUCUUUAAAAUGAUUAACAAAGCAACAGACGCUGUCAGUAAAAUGACCAUUAAGAUGAACGAGUCAGAUGCUUGGUUUGAGGAGAAACUGCAGGAGGUGGAGUCUUCAGACCAACAGUUCAGGAAGCUCCACACUCUGGUGGAGUCUCUGGUUGUGCACAGAAAAGAGUUGUCCUCCAACACGGCCAGCUUUGCCAAGAGUACGGCCAUGCUGGGCAGUGCAGAGGACAACACUGCUCUGUCCAGAGCUCUGUCACAGUUGGCAGAGCUGGAGGAUAAAAUGGAGCAGUUACAUCAAGACCAGGCUACAAACGACACCUUCUGCUUCUCUGAGCUCAUUGCUGAUUUCAUCCGUCUGCUGGGAGCUGUGAGGAGUUCGUUUGAUCAACGGAUGAAGGCGUGGCAGCGUUGGCAGGACGCUCAGGCCAUGCUGCAGAAGAAAAGAGAAACCGAGGCCAAACUUCUGUGGGCGAACAAGCCUGACAAACUACAGCUGGCUAAAGAGGAGAUCGCCGAGUGGGAGGCCAAAGUGACGCAGUAUGAGAGGGACUUUGAAAGAGUUUCUGCCACCGUUCGCAAAGAAGUGCUUCGCUUUGAGAAAGAAAAAGCCAAGAAUUUGAAAAGACACAUCAUCAAAUACUUGGAGUCACAACUUCGGUCUCAACAGCAGUUGAUAAAAUACUGGGAAGCUUUCUUGCCAGAAGCAAAAGCAAUUGCCUAAUAAGGCAGCACCAGCCCCGAGGGUGUGACAACAGGCUGCUUAUUGUUUUUUUCUUAUACACUUUACCUCUCUUUGCCUUUAAACCAAUGAAAAUCAUGUGCAUUGAAAAAGGGAGAUACAAUCAGCCAGUUUUUUUAAUCAUCUUUAACACCAUAGCUGUGUAUUCUAUUAUAUGAAUAAUUGUAUAUUUUCCUUUCACAAAUAUUUUCCUAUGAGAUGAACGAGCGUCUGCUUAUAUACAUGGACACGAGUGAAUGGGGAGAUGAAGUCGUGGGACGAUUCCACUGAUUUUGAAUAUGAACAGAGUGUGAACUCCUUCACGUCAGCAGAGGUUAAUGGUUUACAGCGUGGCUGCUCUGUCAUCACAUAUUUCUGUCGCAGGGACCUCGAUGAAGAAAGUGGCCAAUAUGUUUCACCUUUUUUUUCUCUCUUUUUUUUCAUGGCUCAAAGGGAAAAUCUAAAUGAUCAAAUAUAAUCUCAGCACUUCUGUCGUUUUUCUUAAAAAAUUUAAAAUGCUGUCUGUGAGAAGGGGUUGUGUGUUAGCAUGCAGCUAUGCAGGGUUACGUUGUGCUAUAGAAGAGGGUUACAGGUAAAAAGUUUAAGAUGUGAUUACAAAAAGUGCUAAAUUGACUUUUCUAACUACACAUGUCUGUGCCUUUUUAAAAGCCUUAAUGGCGUUUUGUCUCCAGACGCCAGAGUAAAUCUAGUUUGGGAGAAAGUGGUACAGUUUUUACCCCCCCACCACCACCAUCACAAUAGCCAUAAUGUGUGUCAAUGCUGGGGUUACAUUACAUUACAAUUGCAUCGGUUUACUAAAAGUGACAUUCUUUUUUUGUCUUUCAUUACAAGUGGGGUUUUUUUUGUGUUUUUUUUUUUACUUUAUGAUAAGAUGUACUUCACAACCUGCUGUAAAUGUCAGUAAUCAACAAAGUCUGAGUCAGACGUUUGGUGAACAACUGACACCAGACAAUGAUGUGCAACUACACUCUAAGUCCUGUCAUUAAAAGAAUGGAGGCUAAAGCCCUGGAAACUUCAUAUUAACAGUCUAUGGUUGAGACAUGAGGUUCGGGCUGAAUAAGCCCUCACAUGGAGAUUUAUUUUCUAAAAAAAAAAAUGACUGAAAUUGUUUUGUUUUGGCUGGAAGCCCUAAACUUGUAUUUGAGUUUGUUUACUGAGCAAAUCCACAGGACACCUUUAAUUGACACCAAAAUUAAACAUCUCUGCACUUUU